Messenger RNA from Aaosphaeria arxii CBS 175.79, 3322 nucleotides. RefSeq names its product DEAD-domain-containing protein. The transcript is spliced from 7 exons. Lineage: Eukaryota; Fungi; Ascomycota; Dothideomycetes; Pleosporales. Bases 1 to 3243 code for a protein of 1080 amino acids. The record is from RefSeq and is a predicted model, not a curated record. Gene Ontology annotation, molecular function: RNA helicase activity; nucleic acid binding; ATP binding.
AUGAGCGAACUGAACCAAAUUGACGGCUUGUCGGAGUGCAUUGAGCGGGCUGUACGGGAACAUCUCGAGAAGUUGGAUGUUAAAUGGCCAUUCGCAGACAAUCUUAAUCGUCCAAUACUCCGCAUUGAAGCUUUCUUGGAAGAUGGAGUCCAAGGAGCCGCAGACAAAAGUCUUUCUGAAAAAGUCGCUUCAGUAGGCCCUUUGCUCAAUCAUAACGAAAGGUCGCAACAAAAUAUAUCCGAGUCAAUGAGAGACGAAAGGCCACCAGAACAAUCGCAUAGAAACGAGGAUGAAGUAGACGGGCGGACUCGGAAAGGGAUAGGAGGGCUACGCAUCUCACAAACAAACGCAAUCCAAGAAGACCACAGUGAGCAUCAGAGGAGCAUGCAAAGCGACAGCCGAAAUUUCCCUAAGCGCAGGAAGGUUAUUUCUGAGAAAUUCGUUUUUCAGCCUUCGACAUUAGACAAAUUGAUUAGUGGUAUUUGGGAACAGCAAUUCCAGAUUGCUCCAGCAACCGCCGCUACAGAUUCUCUCCAACCACGGGCGGAUAUCGCCAUCAUGCCAAGUUCCAGUGACUCCAUUGGCAAACUAGAUGAUUCUUUUAGCAGGAUGAAUGUCUUUUGUCGUAAGGUUACUCAAGCAAGUCGCGUCUGCCGGUCUAUCGAAAUUAUUGUACAGGCACGUUGGGUCGAGAUCUUUGAUGAACAAGUAACUCGUCGAAUCGCUCAUCAUCCGGAAUACUCAGCUACAAAACAUCGCAAAGCAGCGUUGAUGGAAGCGUGCCAAGAUUUCAGUUGGUCAGAAAAAGAGCUCAGAAACAAGAUGGCAAUCUGGCGAGGGUAUAAAGAGGUCAAAGAUGCUGCAGGAUGGGCAGCCUUGAUAUUUGCAGGGAUGGGUAUCUAUCGUUUCUGCAAGUAUCGUGUAGGGUUUGAUGAAGUUGCCAUGCGACGAUUACAGAAUCUGCGCCCUAGGUUGGAGGUGGCAGCGGACACUCUUCACCCCAACUGGCGACAGAUUUUGUCCAUUGUCGGAGAAUCAUCUAGACUUCAGUAUACCGGCCACGCCCAUGACUGGGUCGUCUUUGAAGACGGCUCAGAACCUGUACCACUUCGAAAGACAUACCUACAGUAUGAUCCUUAUUUCGCAUUCGAACAUGUUGAUGACUCAAUCAUCGACGAAGGCGCCUGGGGUUGUGAAGACCCACGCUGGAUACCUCAAUCGAACGCUGUGGCGCGUGUCUCCGAGUCCUUUAUAUGUGCUGCCUGUGGUGAGCAGCAGUCAGACGAUCCGAAGGCGAACUCGUGUUACUGCUUUCCCGCUCUGUUUGGGUGCGUUCGUAGAAGCCUACCGGCUGUGCAAGUUUUCCGUACUGCUGACGGUCGUAACAAUGGCCUACAAGCUCUGGUCUCCUUUGAGCGCGGAGCGGCAGUAGGAGAGUUUGUUGGAUUAGUGACCAAAGGUGUCAGGCAUCUCGAUGUUAUGGAUGGCUCAACACCCUCCGCAAGCUAUCAAAUCUGGCAAGGAAGACAAGGAAAUUAUACCCGAUUUGUGAAUCACAGUUGCAAAGCAAACGCCCAAUUCUCACAAUUCAAUUGGCUCGAUACGCAGCGGAUAGUUCUGGUUAGCAAAGGUAUCGAAGCAGGGGCUGAAGUGACAGUCGAUUAUUCCGACAGAUAUUGGAGCGGACUCGACAAAACGUGUUUGUGCGGAGAAACAUGUUGCAGAUACAAUAGAAGAAAAGGUAGCACUGCAGUUGAAAAACGUGCAUCCUAUGAAUCCAGUUCAUCAGACGAGGAGAUCCUGGAACAUCAGGACGGAUCACGAAAACGAAGGAAACUGUCCCCUGUGACGACUAUUCCCGUCUCCACCAUCUCAAGAAUCAAGCAAAAGGAUUCCACUGCCUCUAGUGCAAAACAAGAGAUCGUCAAGGAAAAUGUCGACAAAAACACUACGUUUGCCUCCAUGGAUGUCUCCGUUUGGCUCAUUGCCUCCCUAGCUUCUAUGGAGAUCAAGCACCCCACGGGAAUUCAGAAACAGACCAUACCUGAAAUCCUUAAAGGAAGAGACUGUAUUGGUGGUUCAAGAACAGGUACCGGAAAGACUGUAGCCUUUGCCGUUCCAAUCUUGCAGAAAUGGGCAGAAGACCCUAUGGGCAUUUUCGCUGUUGUCCUCACUCCUACUAGGGAGCUUGCCAUACAAUUGUACGAACAGUUUGCUGCUAUCGGAGCUAGAGCUUCACUCAAACCUUUACUCAUUACAGGCGGCGCGGAUCAGCGAGAUCAAGCACUCAAACUCGCCUCUAAACCUCACGUUGUUAUUUCCACUCCCGGACGCCUUGCAGAGCACGUGAGAUUGUCCGGCGAAGACACGAUAAGCGGGUUGCGCCGCGUCAGAUUCGUUGUACUUGAUGAAGCGGAUCGAUUGCUAUCCCCAGGAAAGGGGAGCAUGCUUCCCGAUCUACAAACAUGUCUUUCGGUCAUGCCACCACCCGCAAAGCGACAAACUCUCCUCUUUACCGCGACUAUGACUCCCGAAGUCAUGGCUUUGAAAGACCAGCCCCGUCCCGGCCGUCCACCGAUCUUCAUUUGCGAAGUCGAUACAGACAAAAUCGCCAUUCCACCCAAACUACAGCAAAAAUACAUCCAGGCACCUGUUACUCACAAGGAAUGCUAUCUGCACGUUCUAUUGAGCACGCCAGAGAACAUCAAGAAAUCGGUGAUCAUUUUUUGCAACCGCACCGACACCGCCAACCUUCUGGAAUAUAUGCUGCGCUCACUAGAGCACCGUGUCACCGCAUUACAUUCUGGACUUCGACAACCUGAGCGUGUCUCAAACUUGGCCCGAUUCCGCGCUCAGGCCGCUAGAAUUCUUGUGGCAACGGACGUAGCAGCCCGUGGGUUGGACAUACCUGAGGUGGCUUUAGUUAUUAAUUACGACGUACCGCGAGAUCCUGACGACUACAUCCACAGAGUUGGUCGUACGGCUCGUGCUGGAAGAGUUGGUCACAGUGUUACACUUGUGGGACAGAGAGAUGUUGAUCUUGUUCAUGCCAUCGAAGGGAGGGUAGGAAGGCCAAUGGAGGAAUACGAAGAAGAAGGCGUCAACAUUGAGACUAGGGUGGUGAGAGAUGCCUUAAAGCCGGUGACCGAAAAGAAGAGAGAGGCAUUGUUGCAAAUUGAGGAGGGUAGAGACGUUCGUGGCAACCGCAGAACAGGCAUGCAAAGCAAGAAGAGGAGGUCGUAGUUCCAGCUGCCAGAUUGGUCUCACUGUAGAUGAUGUAGGACUCAGAACUGAACUAGACAGAUGUGUAAUUGAAAGCUAC